AUGGACCACUACCUAGAUCUCCAGCAUGCAAUCCGUGAGGUGAUCAGCCGCCCCGACUUCGAUGCGGCUCUCCCUCCGCUAUCGGACAAGACAUGGAUGAAAAUCCUCGCCCAGACACAGAGGGUCGUAGAGGAGAACGACAGGCUGGAGUUCCUGGGCGACGCCCUCAUGUACGCCACAAUCGGAAGGCAGCUCUACGCCCAGAUCCCAGACGGGAACCCUCACCUCUACACGUCUGUUCGCGCGGCGUUGCACUCGAACAUGACGUUCGCGAUGCUCGCCGAGAAGCUGGACAUCCUGGCGGUAAGUGACUCGGUGCUGAGGGCUCUAACGCGCAACACGUUUGGCGAGAGCACGGCGGCGCCCGCGAAGAGCAAGUCCCAGGUCAAGGCCACCGCUGAUCUCUUCGAGACGGUCAUCGGGGCGUACUACCUGGACCAUGGCUUCGAGGCGCUGUAUGCCUGGGUGAAAGAGAUAUAUACCCCCUUGAUCGCCGCCACCACGCAGACCUUCUAUGCAUGGUGA
Molecule: messenger RNA, 525 nt
Organism: Trametes versicolor FP-101664 SS1
Lineage: Eukaryota; Fungi; Basidiomycota; Agaricomycetes; Polyporales; Polyporaceae
Product: ribonuclease III
Exons: 2
Coding region: 1-525 (174 amino acids)
Biological process (GO): regulation of gene expression; rRNA processing
Cellular component (GO): nucleus
Molecular function (GO): ribonuclease III activity; double-stranded RNA binding
Source: RefSeq, a predicted model, not a curated record